AUGGCUCCGCGCUUCUUCGCCUCGCCUUACAAGAAUGCUGUCGCCCAAGUAGGCAAAGUGAGUCGGGCUUAACUCUGCUGUCGGCUGGGAAUGGUCAGGGCUGACGCUACAUCGUCCUGCGUUUAACGUCUGGACAGAUUGAUACGUGGUGGUCCGAACUUCCUGUCUCGACCGCCGCGGCUUCGGACAGUGCCAAUCUCAUCAAGACGUGCUCAGAGUACUGGCUCGCUCAAGGGAAAACAUCCGGUGAGAGCCACGUCUGUGCAAGCGUCGCACACUGCAACCAGCGGGUUCGGCUGCCCAGCGAGGACGGCCCUGAAAUCGCCGCCUUCACCUCCUGGCCGGUCUGAUCUGCCCACGUUCUGGACCACAGGCUCUCUUGUGUGCUUACCCUACGACCAGCCGGGAAAAUUCAAUCAACGCGCACCAAGCCUCCAAGUCGCCCCUCGCGGGAUCACCGACUUUGACCUUUCCCGCUUCGACGACUUGCUCGCUGCCGGUACCGACAAUGGCCAGGUGAGUUCCCGCCCUGAGCGAUUUGCACUAUCGCAGCAACUUUCCCCGCUGCAACUAGUCCUUUUCUGGACGCGCAGAUAUUGGUACACCAUCUGCCCGGUUGGGACGAAUUUGGCGAUGGAUCAGGAUCUGCCCUUGCUCCGCAACCGGCACUUUCGGUGACUCAUCCGUCGGGUCGCAAUAUCGAUACACUGUCGUUUCACCCGACGACAUCGAGCUUGUUGUUGGCCGGAUCCGGCUCUGUUGUGGCCAUAUACGAUAUUCAAGCCCAGUCCGCAACUCCGGUCUUCACUCUGGAGCAGCCCAAGUCGGUGUGGUCGGCCAAGUGGAGCUCGGACGGACGGACCAUCACCACGACCGGCAAGGACGGUAUCUUGAGAGUCUUCGACGUCCGAGACAAGACGGGCAAGAGCUCAGCGGAGACAAGUAUCCAUGCCGCUCUCAAAUGCUCCAGGCAUGUGUGGCUCGACGAUGAUCGAGUCUUCACGACGGGCUUCAACCGCAUGCGCGAGCGCGAGUUCGCCCUCCACGACGCCAGAUCACUCGGCACACCGAUCAAGUCACAACGUCUGGACAACAACAUGGGCGCGCUGAUACCCAUACUGGACAGUUCGCGCAACAUUGUCUACCUCGCUGGGAAGGGCGACAUGACGUUGCAUUGGGUCGAAGUCGGUGGGCCGGCCAUGUUCACCGCCGGAGCCUCGCCCCUCCCGGUAGCCAUGGCAUCGGCCGCGCUCGUCCAACCGUCGAGACUGAACCUCAUGAAGGCCGAGAUCAAUCAUUUGGUAAUCUUGAGCAAUGACGCAGUACUUCCGGUCCCAAUCGAGGUGCCCCGCAGACAGUACAUUGAUUUCCACCAAGACUUAUUUCCGCCGGUUGCUGCGCGCGUUCCAGCUCAGGAUGCUAGAGCCUGGCGAAAGGGUGGCGACACCGCAAUCAAGUUGGAAACGCAGAACCCCAAUCACCAAAAUCGCUCUAAUCGACAAAAAAACGUCGCGGAAGCUCUCGCUUUAACACCGGUUUCGGCCGAGCAAUCGCGUGCGGAGCAAGAAACCGUCGCGGAUAAGACGGAAAUUUCGGUGUCGGCAGAGUCGGAUUUUCCAAUCCCUACUUUGGAGCCACGAGCUCAAACUACACCCCGACCGCGACCGCCUUCACCUGCGGCUAAGUCCCCGUCGCUAACCGCCAGCCCACCUAGGUCGAAAGCGAAGACGACGACCUCAUCGCGCCCCACGUUUGGCCAAAAAGCGAAGCCGACUCCAUCCACUGCGCCGGUUGCGCCCCUCACGCCCGCGCUUGACACGCUGAAGCUUGAUUUAGAGCAGAAAGUACAGGAUGCUACAGGUCAAGCACCGACACCAUUACAUGCGCCCACGGAAACGACGGCCGCUCGGACCGAGCAAUUAAAGCUACAGCCGGCGCGAGUUGCCGGGGCAAAGGCCUCGCCUGCGGAGAAGCCCGCAAACGUCAAAUGGAGUCGCGCGUACCUGCUGGGAAAAACACCUAUGAAACCGACUUAUCACGUUGUCCACGGGCUGAAUGCAACCGUGGGCGCCGACACACAGAUGCUGAAGGUGAGUUUUUACGGGUGAUCUCAAGGGCUUUAGCCUCCCAGUUGAACAUAGGAAUACUUGCUUCCCGCGUAGGCCAACUCGUUCCAUAUGUUUUUCCCCUUGUCUGGCGCUGGAGGACGUCUUGGAGUCCACCCUCUAGCAGCCUCAGGGCGGCUACCGACCAGCAUUCCGUCUUUAGUUUGUGGGGCGACGAUCAUCAGCUUCGAGCUAGAUCCUUUCGAUCCGAGACGCGUGUUCAUCGCGAGCGACGAUUCUAAGAUUCGUGUCUUUGAGCUUCCAGAAGGUGGACUCGAAGCAGAUUGUGGCGAAAUAGCCGCCGUCCUUCAAGGUAAGCAGACCCGCCUUACGACUCCGAUUGAGUAUUGCUAAGCCUUCGUUUGUGCGCCGCAUAGAUCCUGGGCUGGAUCGAAUUGUCGAGCUCAAACACCACCCGACCGCAAGGAAUACCCUGCUCUCAAUUUCGGAUGAUCACGGCCACCCCAGCGCGCGUAUUUGGGACCACUCUGCGGGCAGCGUCUUGACGUCCGUGGCACUUCCCAAGGGCGGGGUAAGUAGAGUGAAUGGCGCUCGCUCGAGUGCAUCGUAUAGCUCACUCUACGCCGCGGCUUUCAGGUGUCCUCGGCAGCUUGGUCGCCUGAUGGUUCCCGAUUGGCGCUCGCGACAAAAACUAAAACCGUUCUCGUUCUCGAUCUGCGAUCCCCAAGCUCGAUGAUGACGACCGCGGCGCACGAUUCGAUCCGACCUGUGCGAGUCUGCUGGACCGACGAUUCACAUCUGCUCUCGACAGGCUUCUCGCGCUCCGCCUCUCGUGAGAUCAUCCUCUACUCGAUCGCGGAUGGAGCACUCUCUGUUGUGGGCAAACAAAUGUUGGACGUCUCGCCCGCACCCUUGUUCCCGCAUGUCGAUCUCGACACAAACGUCGUCUUUCUCUACUCGCGUGGCGAUCGCUCCUGCCACGCGUACGAGAUCCAACCCGCGCAAAAACCGUCGCCCUUUACCAAGCUACCUUCGUUUGAAACGACGACCCUGCAGAACGGGUACGCGUUCAUGCCCAAGCGGAUGAACGAUGUUAAACUCGUGGAAAUCGCCCGCGCUCUGCGCUUGACGGCUUCGACGGUCGAGGUCGUGACGUUCACCAUCCCAAGGAGCAAGACCGAGUACUUCCAGGACGACAUAUUCAUCCCCACGAGGGAUGUCGAGACGCCCUCUUUGAAUGCGCAAGAAUGGAUACAAGGGCGUGAUGUGCUGUCGAAGCGACUGGACCUCCGUCCCGAAGGCAUGAUGCCGCUGUCGGAAGCACCCCCUGCUGCUGCCAAAGUCAGCACCCGUUCGAUGGUACGUUUCAGAUCGAGAUCGUUAUGACCUGUACAAUACGAACGCUGACAACGAUGCUGGGUUCCUCAGAUCAUGGAAGACGGGAUGACUGAAACGCAAAAGACCGACGCUUACAUGGAUCGACUGUUCCAGGUCAGUACCGGUUCCACCGGAGUUCGAUGGGUGGAAUCACUCGGUUGAUAUGUAACCUCUUUUCCUAUUUGAAUAGUCCGCGAAAGAAGGAGGGGAUGAAGAGCUCGUGCGAUCAAAGCACACGCCCGUUGAUGAUGACUGGUAA
Molecule: messenger RNA, 3702 nt
Organism: Microbotryum saponariae
Lineage: Eukaryota; Fungi; Basidiomycota; Microbotryomycetes; Microbotryales; Microbotryaceae
Source: the annotation of a GenBank genome assembly